Cyprinus carpio (common carp) is the source of this 2289-nucleotide messenger RNA. RefSeq names its product Krueppel-like factor 4. Gene Ontology annotation, molecular function: RNA polymerase II cis-regulatory region sequence-specific DNA binding; DNA-binding transcription factor activity, RNA polymerase II-specific. Gene Ontology annotation, biological process: regulation of transcription by RNA polymerase II. NCBI's taxonomy places the organism in Eukaryota, Metazoa, Chordata, Actinopteri, Cypriniformes, Cyprinidae. The record is from RefSeq and is a predicted model, not a curated record.
CCGCGCAACGAGAGGCGUGUCCGGGGUUUAAGAACUAGGCGAGGAAAGCCCUGCGCGCAACUGGCGAAUCACUCGAGUCCAGACACCGGAGAGCUCGCGGUAGGGAAUCCCCGAGUGUCGCCGCAACGAGACCGAGCCGAGCCUGGUGUUAGUGCCCGGUUCCGUCAGUAUGGCACGGGGACGCGUUUGAUGCGCUCGCGGCAUUAACGACUGUAAGAAAGACUCCCAUCAAGCAUCGACUGGAAGAGUUUUCCACUCAUGAGGCAGCCACCGACUGAGUUUGAUAGCAUGGCACUGAGCGGCACGCUUUUGCCCUCUAUUUCCAGCUUCGCGAGCGACGCAGAUGUGAAGCGCAAGGCAAUGACGGGACCGGGAACGGCCAGUUUAGUGAGUAUCAGACAGAGAUGGAAGGAGGAGAUGUCUCACCUGAAACGCCCCUGCAUGUCUACAGGUGGGACCUGCGCUGACCAGGACGUCCCCUCCGUAAUGACCAAGAAGGAGUCAGAAGAGCUGGACCUGUUGGACUAUGAUUUUAUCCUGUCGAACUGCAUGCUUCAGCAGCAGCAGCAGCAGGAGGCCUCAAUGGCCAGCAGCUCCAGAACUCUUCCGUCUUCCCCCGCGUCCUUCCCCUAUCAGAUGCCCUCUCCUCAGGGACAAGAUUCCAGCAUGUUGUACAACAUCCCAGACAUCAGUGACGUAUCUCCCUCGGGGGGGUUUGUCGCGGAAUUGAUGAGGCCGGAGCUGGAUCCUGCGUAUCUUCAGCCCACGAGCCUCCACGGAAAGUUUGUGGUGAAGACCACCAUGGACAUGACUGAUUACAGCCAAGGGCUUAGUAAGGGCGGCUCGAUGCCGGACUCUUCCUCUGUGCCGUAUGCGUGUCCUGGGAUUAAGCAGGAGCAUCCUAGCACUUGCACCAUCACCCGACCCAUGGAUCUCCAUCUGGGGGUGAACUCGCGGCCCGGAGUCGGCCAGAGACCGCUGCUGGAGCCUCACGGUUUCAGCACGGCCCGAGGGGCCAUGGGGCCCAGCCGCUCUUCCACUUCCUCUCUGUCUCCGGACGAGCAUCCUCAAGCUCAGGUUCUGGGGCCCCCUCCGAUCUCCCUGGCCCCGGGAUAUCACCCCUCGCCGGGUUACUCUGGCUUCCCGCAGCCUCCCGCUCAGUCAAUGCAGUACCAAGAGCUGAUUUCUCCAGCCGAGUGUUUGCCUGAAGAGUCCAAGCCCAAGCGGGGCCGGCGCUCCUGGCCGAGGAAGCGGACAGCGACGCACACGUGUGACUACGCAGGCUGUGGCAAAACAUACACCAAGAGCUCCCAUCUCAAAGCCCACCACAGGACUCACACAGGAGAAAAGCCGUAUCACUGUGACUGGGAGGGAUGUGGCUGGAAGUUCGCCCGUUCGGACGAGCUCACGAGGCAUUACCGGAAGCACACGGGCCAUCGGCCGUUCCAGUGCCUGAAAUGCGACCGAGCCUUCUCCCGGUCCGACCACCUCGCGCUGCACAUGAAACGACAUCUAUAACCAAGACUGGAAGACCCCAAAAAAGUGAAGAUACCAGUGGACUAGUGAACCACGUGUUGCCUUUGAACAAGAGUCAGUGAAACUAGAGCUCCGUGUGCUUCCGCAGCAUCAGAGUCGGGACUUUUCAUGUGCAUCUUGUUUAUUUUUUCCCCUUUUUGACGUCGUCUUCCAACAUGCUGGCGAUUCCCUGUCCGUUUCCUGCACACUGGGACAAUACUGGAACGUGCGUCUACUCACCGACAAAACUUGGAGAUGCCAAGUGCCAAACAAGACUGGAAAUAUAUGAACAUCAGGGAUAAUAAACAGAAUAUAUGUAUUAAAGAGGCCUUUAAUCAACCUACAUUCCGUCACGCGAUCCUCAAAACACUGAUCCGUCUUAUGGAUUGUCUUUUUAAUUAAUUUCAGGUACAGAAUAAUUUAUAAUUGUGUUACAAGAUGGUGCUGAGUAUAGCCAGGUGUAUUCAGUAAGGUACCAAAGAUAAAGUGGAUUUUAAUGGAAGUCUUGGGGGUGAACGCAUGACCUCUCUUUGGUGAUGGCAAUCUAAACUGCACUGUGGUUGUGAGGUGCAAUAAUUUUGAUAUGUAAGACGCUCAUAUUUUUAUAUAAGAAACAAAACAAAUAAAUAACUCUGAACAAAGCUUUUUGUUUAUAGUCAGAUUCGUGUAAUAUAAUCGUAAGUUUUGUACAUUUGUAAAUACUUUUUUCAUUAAGGUUUUUGUAUUUUAUGUAUGAAUGCAAUCCAGUAAUAAAAAAAAAAGUAUGCGAAUUGA